AUUGGUAAUUACUGAAUCGUGAAUAUUAUUCUUAUAAACGCUAUAAAAAGCGCUCUAUGGAGUCAAUUCCUUUACUAGGUGUUGGUCAUUUAAGAAGCAAUUUGUAUAUCUUGUGACAGAACUACCAAUAGCGUGAAGAUUUGAAGUCUACACAUUAGUAUUAAGAGGAUGAAGAAGCUAAUAUUAGUGUGUGUUUUACUCACACAUUUGGUGUUAGCGUUUUCCUACAAAUCUGAUGAUAAGAAAGUGUUGAGAGAAUUGGCGCAUGAUAUAGCUGGAGAGGAUCACGAAAAUUCUGAAAGUUACCAAGAGGAAAAAGAUCUUCCUGAGGAAAAUUCCGAUGAGAUAGAUGAUGCUUUUGAUGAUGUUAUCGAACAGGAUGAACAGAAGGGGAAGUUGAAAAACGAACCGUUGCCUUUCGGAAGGCGACGAAGACGUUGGAUUCGCAGACGACGUUCUUUCCGUAGAAGACGUUCGUUUCUUAGAAGACGUUCGUUUCUCAGAAGACGUUCGUUUCUCAGAAGACGUUCGUUUCUUAGAAGACGUUCUUUUCUCAGAAGACGUUCGUUUCUCAGAAGACGUUCGUUUCUCAGAAGACGUUCGUUCCUCAGAAGGCGUUCGUUUCUCAGGAGACGAUUACUUCGCAGAAGAGGAAGCUGGUUGACAAGAAGGAGACGUUGCUCCCAUGCUUUAACAAGACGAAGAACGGCUAAUUGCUACACGAAAAGUAACGGAUGUGGUGGAAAGGGAUCUAAUGUGCCAAUUCCUUACAAGAGUACAUUUAGAGAGUCAUGUAAUAAACAUGAUAUUUGUUACUACUGCGGACAAACGCAAGGCUGGAGCAGACGUUCUUGCGACAGUAGGAUGUACAGCGACUUUAAAAAAGUAUGUGGCUGUAAAUAUAAAGGCUUUAAAGCGUUUGGAAAAAUACCUUGCAAAACGGCAGCAUGGGGUAUGUACAGAGCUGUUAGAGCAUUUGGAAACAAAUACUAUCAAAAGCAAAGUCCAGCUUGGUGUAGAAAUCCAUGCGUUGUUGGAAGAGGAAGUCCAAAUCUUCCAUUGAAAUAACUUUUGUGUGUUGCAUUUUUGAUGUGGAAUAGUUUGUAGAAAGUUAAUAUGUUUGCAUUUUAUAACUUCUUAAAACGCACCAUUUUAUUUAACUUUUAUAACUUGAGGAUGAAGUUUCAGACUGGAAUAGAGACAAUAUAUGUCUUGGCUA
Messenger RNA from Hydractinia symbiolongicarpus, 1219 nucleotides. RefSeq lists its product as uncharacterized. The transcript is spliced from 4 exons. NCBI's taxonomy places the organism in Eukaryota, Metazoa, Cnidaria, Hydrozoa, Anthoathecata, Hydractiniidae. Gene Ontology annotation, biological process: arachidonate secretion; phospholipid metabolic process. The record is from RefSeq and is a predicted model, not a curated record. The coding region runs from base 169 to 1068 and encodes 299 amino acids. Gene Ontology annotation, molecular function: A2-type glycerophospholipase activity.